Molecule: messenger RNA, 918 nt
Organism: Maudiozyma barnettii
Lineage: Eukaryota; Fungi; Ascomycota; Saccharomycetes; Saccharomycetales; Saccharomycetaceae
Gene: YMC2
Product: organic acid transporter
Exons: 1
Coding region: 1-918 (305 amino acids)
Biological process (GO): mitochondrial L-ornithine transmembrane transport
Molecular function (GO): L-ornithine transmembrane transporter activity
Source: RefSeq, a predicted model, not a curated record
AUGUCCGACGAAGUUGUACAAUUGACUACAUUGGAAUCGAUGGAAGAGUUCCCAGUGAACCAACCUCAAUCGUCUCCUCAACGUAUAGCUAAAGAUAUUCUUGCAGGUACCACAGGUGGUAUCGCCCAAGUAUUAGUAGGUCAACCAUUCGAUACUACAAAAGUUAGACUACAAACCUCUACAAGGCCGACAGGUGUCCUAGAUGUAAUUAGAAACUUGGUUCGUGAAGAAGGCCCUAGAGCCUUCUAUAAAGGUACAUUGACCCCGUUGAUCGGCUGUGGUUUAUGUGUCUCCGUGCAAUUCGGUGUUAAUGAAUCCAUGAAACGUCUCUUACAUUCCAGACAUCCAAAUCGUACAACUUUAUCUUUACCAGAAUAUUAUCUUUGUGGUUUAACUGGUGGUUUUACCAAUUCGUUCUUAGCUUCACCAAUUGAACAUGUUAGGAUUAGAUUGCAAACUCAAAGAAAUCAAAAGAUUUUUAAUGGUCCAGUGGAUUGUAUUAAAAAAUUGAUUGAAAAUGGUGCAUUGAUGCGUGGGUUACCGGUAAUGAUGUUAAGAGCAGGUCAUGGACUUGGCUGUUAUUUUUUGGUGUAUGAAGCUUUAGUCUCAAGAGAAAUUCAUAAUGGAAUAAAACGUAUAGAGAUUCCUGCUUGGAAACUUUGUGGAUUUGGUGCAAUUGCAGGAACUGUAUUAUGGGUAGCUAUAUAUCCAUUAGAUGUUAUUAAAUCAGUUAUACAGACCGAUAAAUUAAAAAAUCCUGUUUACAAGAAUUCUAUGGUGAAAGUCGCCAAAUCAUUAUAUGCAAAAGAAGGUGCUAUGGCAUUCUUUAAAGGAUUUGUACCAACUAUAUUGAGAGCCUCUCCUGUGAAUGCAGCCACAUUUUUAUCAUUUGAAUGUGCAAUGAGAUUAAUGGGUUAA